AUGGCUCUAGAAGAAUUUCAAGAAUCCGAUACUAUUUUUGACGACAUUGUGGGCUUAUCAGAUGGAGAUGCCAAUACUACGUGCGGUUACAAGAAAUCUGGAAAUAAUGAGAAGUUAAGGAGAAAGAAGAAAUCAGUUCCUAUGAACAUCCCGGGAAAUCAUUCGGACAACGAAUAUGAAUAUAUGUACGAUGAAGAUGAUGGUAGAAUUACGCGGCCCCACGAGAUUGUGGGGCGGCGAAUUACCGCAAAGAUGGCGUAUUCGGUGUGUAGCGGAAAUGGAAGAACUCUCAAAGGAAGGCAUAUGUGUGAAAUCCGUGAUUCUAUUUUAAGGUUAACUGGAUUUCUCGAAACAUGA
Molecule: messenger RNA, 357 nt
Organism: Daucus carota subsp. sativus
Lineage: Eukaryota; Viridiplantae; Streptophyta; Magnoliopsida; Apiales; Apiaceae
Product: protein S40-1-like
Exons: 1
Coding region: 1-357 (118 amino acids)
Source: RefSeq, a predicted model, not a curated record